Lactuca saligna is the source of this 4159-nucleotide messenger RNA. Lineage: Eukaryota; Viridiplantae; Streptophyta; Magnoliopsida; Asterales; Asteraceae. The record is from the annotation of a GenBank genome assembly.
GUUAAAGUAGUAAAAAUGUCGUUCAUCUACGUUACAUAUACUCGGCCCCCAUUGACACAACACAUUUUCCGAUAUGGCCGCCACGGUUGCCACCGCCGAGGCUGACGACACCGAGCGUCCUGCUAUCCGGUUGGAUUCGGUCCCAGUUGUUGAUCUCCGCCUCCUCUCCCAGUCAGAACUCUACACUCUCUCCAUAUCGUCGGACUCCUCAUUCGAUCCCAACCGCUGCGACGAGGUCGUUAUCCCCAAAAUUAACCGCGCCGUUUUCAAUGAAUCCGCCGGUAGCCGUAAACAGACCUACUCUCGUCUCCGUCUUGCCUCGGCGGAGUCCUCCUCCACAACCACCAAGACCACCACCCUUCACCGACGCACACCUCACCUCCGGGCGUCUCAUGCGCACCCUUCCAACAACAUUAAUGACCCAGAGCAAGCGGAAAACUCUCAAAUCAUCCGUAUGUUGAAACAACUCUGCAAGUCAGACCCGAAUUUCCAGGAUGUAGAUCAGAUGGAAGCCGAAAACAACAGCAAUUCCGUUGUGCCUGAAUUUUUGAGUACUGAAAACCUAGGGAUAAAGAGAAAACGAGGGAGACCGCGGAAGCAUGAGAAUGUGGUAUUUCUUCGUCCCCCAACCGCCAAGAGAAUUCGGCAUAAUACGGUUAAGAAAGUCGUUGUAUAUGAUAAUGAGAUGGAUAGAGAAAUAGUAAAUGAUAGUGGUGUACCAGUCAAUAUGGCUACACUUGCCGGACUAGACGAUCCCUACGGCCCGGAGAUUAGGAGGAGGACGAUGGGAAUGUCGACGGAGGAUGACUUGUUAGGGUUUCUGAGAGGUAUGAAUGGACAGUGGGGGAGUAGGAGGAGGAAGAGGAGGGUUGUGGAUGCAAGGGAAUUCGGUGAUGUUUUGCCCAAGGGCUGGAAGCUGAGUCUCUGCAUCAAAAAGAAAGAAGGCCGUGUUUGGUUAUUCUGUCGACGCUACUUAAGUCCUAGUGGUCGGCAGUUUGAGUCAUGCAGAGAAAUAUCCGCAUACUUGACCUCUGUUGUUAAACAAGAAAACUCGGAGAAACAAAGUCAUGUGAACAUUAACACUUCUGAUAAUUUUGCUUUGGAAGGAGCUUCUGUGAAUGCUAUGGAUCUUGUUAUACAACAAGACAUCAAAACAGAUGGCCCUGUUGACAAUCCAUCAUCAUCUUCAUCACCACCAACACCAGCAGCAGCAGCGCCACCUGUACCUACAAAAUGUGAGGAGCAAGUCACCAUUGAUGAAAUGGAGGUACAAGUAGAAGACCCUUUCAAGUGCCUAAAAUGCUCAAUGACUUUUGAGGGGGAAAAUGAUCUAUUGGUCCACCAGGUGGAAGCUCAUGACACCAAAAGAUCUGAACUUGUUACACCAGUUAAUGAGCAUAUUGAAUGCAAUGUGGAAAAUGAAAUAGAGAAAGUUGAACCAUCACUUCCUCCAGCUACAGAAUUGGAUUGUGAUCCUAAUUUGAUGACUGAUGCUACUAACAAUAAGUCUCUAGCAUCAGUUUCUUCUGGAGUCAAUGUUGUAGUUGAGACUCAUGAUGCACAUUCUAAUGACAACCUUGAACCUGUUUCUCAUGACCUUAACAUUGUGUCUCCUAGCAAACAGGAUGGAAAUAGUAAUGUAGAUAGAGGUGUCUCUAUUGAAGAAUCCUGUCAUAACUCAGGUGAAAAGAGUAUUACGAAUGAUGAAGUUUCUCAAACAGAUCAAGAUCAAGAUCCUGAUGUUUCUGUUUCUGUUUCUCAAUCUGAACUAUUAGGCGAUGAAACCGAAACCCCCCUGUCCAUUAAUGAAAACACCAGAAACACUGAAACUUUAGGCGAAUCCCAUGUUAAUCCUGUUGACAAUAAGUCAGAUUCCAAUCUUGAUCUGGGUGUAAAUUCGGAAAGCUUUAUGCUUUCUUCAUUUCCAAAUGAGCAAGUGGGCAAUCAAGAUUCAGUUUCUGAUCAGCCAAUCAAUCAAGAUUCAGUUUCUGAUCAUGCAAUGAAUCAAGAUCCAGUUUCUGAAACCGGGGUUACAUUUGUUGAUUCCAUUCCUGACCAAUCAGAUUCCAUCCCUGAACAGAUGGGCAGUAAAGAUCAUGUUGGUACAACUGCUAGUAUUGAAUUGCCCAAUCCUGGAGUAAAAACAAUUGAAGAAAACUGUUUUGGUGCAAAAAUGGAUAUAGAUAUUGACAUUAAGUCUGAUGACGUGGCGACUGAAAAGGAGAAAUCUGUUGGUGAGUCAUCAUCUGUUUUUUUCCUUGGUCGUUUUGGGCUGGAUAAAGAUGGUGCAACUGUAGUCAAGAAGCUUUCUACUAAAACAAACCGUGAUCCAGUUAAAGUUGUCAAUAGUGAAACCCUAAUAUCUCCCCAAAAACAAGACUCUCCAUCUGUUCAUAACCUUGCUCCUGACACAUUCAAUAAUGUAAAUAAACUCUCAUCUGGUUUAUCAAGUUCUGGACUUGAUGGGCAAUUUGAUUUCAGGACAAAUGAUUUUGGCAGCUUUGGUCCAUCCCUGUCACCAUGGCAGGAGGAAGAGUGUGAAAAUAAAAAUCUUGGAAAUGAUGUUUCUUUUCCUACUAUGGAGGAACCCCAAAUUCCUUCAAAUAAACAAGAGGAAGAUAAAUUAGACGACUUCCAUACUUUUAGGAACAAUGAAGCAAAAGGUAACGAAUCAGUUACAUCUUUGGGAAGCAAUCUUGAAUUCUGCUCACUUAUUCCAUCUGAAAAUGAUCAAGAAUUCGGUUUUCAAGAUUGUUUGUAUGAAAGAGCCAUGGAGGAAUGUAAACAGGAAGAGAGUUCAGAAAGGGGAUUACUUGAUCAUUUCUCCAUUGCUGACACAUCAGAUGAUAUUUUUGAGAAUAAGAUGUAUUCUACAUCGUUAGGUGGGCUGAAAUUUGAUGAAGACAGAGAUAUUAGCAGCAAUGAGUUGAGUCUUGCUUUUGGGAACCCUCAUGAGCUGUAUCCAGAUUCCCUUAGAGUUGAACAGAAGAAAGAUCUUGUAGCUCCAUCUAAGAUGGAUGAAACUUUUGGUGUCCAUACUAAUUUGAGUAUGGUUAACAAUAGCAUGGUGGAUGAUCUGAAAGGGGGAAGAGGCUUAUUUAACCUUGGUUGUAAUGAUAAAAGUAGUAGCUUUCAAAAUCAGGGUAACACUGUUUACCCUGGUAGAGCAUGGGAGGAUCUGAAAAAUUCAGGAAACAAGUUUACUAGUAGUGGUUUUGGAAGCCAGAGUCAUACAGAAGUUGUAGCUGGUGGUGGUAUGUGGAAAAGUGGUGAUGGAAAUCAAAAUCAAAAUCAAAAUCAAAAUCAACAAAUGAGAAGUGGUUUAUCCAACUCUUCCUCACAUGCCCAGAUACCAUACCCUAGCUCUUUUCACUCCUUCAAUAUAAUGUCGGAAAAGGCAGGAGAUGGAGAGUUUAGAUUGGAUGAAAGUUUCUUAACUGCAGGUAGAUCACAACACAAUCCACAUGCACAUGCACAUGCACUUGAAAGGAGGGAUUCAAGGGGGGCGUAUCCAAUUCCAUACAAUGUGAAUGUGAAUGUGGAGAUGCCAAUGGAGCAACAGUUUGAUUCCUCCUCAUUUUGGCUUGGAAAAAACACCACCAUGAAUAUGAUGCCAAAUACAAAUACAUCUGGAAGUGGAAGUGGAAGGAAUCAUCAUCAGCAGAUUACAAGUGACAUGUCAACCUGUUAUAGAACUGUUUUUUUUCACUUCCUAAACAACGUAAAGGUUAAUUUAGAGGGAUGUUUCUGCUUCAACUAAUUAUCAGCAGUUGAUGGAUUUUGCUCAAUUCUGGUAUAUGCUUCUUGAAAGCUGGUUCUAAUGUGUAGUUAUUUCAAACAUUCUUAGACUUUUAUCAAAUGGUUCUCUUUGCAAAGACACAAGUUAGUAUUAGUAAAAGCUUCACAUUUUCAUCUUCUUCUAUAUUGUGAGGAUAAAUGGUGGAAUUGGGGUUUUAUUUAUUUGAUUUAAGGAUAAAUAGGACAUCACGAAAAGAAAAGAUGGGGAACCAACCAGUCUUUUUUUUUUUCUUUCCAAGAUAUGUUUUAUUUAGAACUUUAGUAAGGUUAGUUUGGUUUUGAUUGUAGGGUUCAAGUUCUUUAUGUUGAAAUUUGAUUUUUAAAUUGAAAAUUAAAAUUUAAUUGAGUGCUCAGUUUUUGC